Molecule: messenger RNA, 780 nt
Organism: Acanthosepion pharaonis
Lineage: Eukaryota; Metazoa; Mollusca; Cephalopoda; Sepiida; Sepiidae
Source: the annotation of a GenBank genome assembly
AUGACAUUUUUGUCUUCUUAUGCUCGACUCUCCCGUCGAAUUCUUUCCUUUUUCAUCUUCUUUUUCAUUUUUUUUUCUUUUUUUUUUUUUUUUCUUUUCUUUUUUUCUUUUUCUUCCGUCAUUUUCUUUUUUUUUCUUUCACUCAUCUUUUUCUUCACAUCUUAUUUUGUUCUUUUCCUUCCUUGUUUUCCUUCCUUUCUUUCUUUCUUCUCCUUCCUUCUUUUCUUCCUUUCUUUUCCUUCCUUCUUUUCUUUACUUCUUUUCUUUCUUUUCCUUCCUUCUUUUCUAUCUUACUUUUCCUUCUUUUCCUUACUUCUUUUCUUUCUUUUUUCCUUCUUUUCUUUCCCUUUCCCUCUUUCUUUUCCUUCUUUCCUUUCCUUCCUUCUUUUCCUUCUUUUCCUUCUUUCUUUUCCUUCCUUCUUUUCCUUCUUUCUUUUCCUUCCUUCCUUCUUUUCUUUCUUUUUUUCCUUCUUUUCCUUCCUUUUUCCUUCCUUCUUUUCCUUCCUUCUUUUCUUUCCUUCUUUUCUUUCUUUUCCUUCCUUCUUUUCUAUCUUACUUUUCCUUCUUUUACUUCUUUUCCUUCCUUCUUUUUCUUCCUUCUUUUCUUUCUUUUUUCCUUUUUUUCAUUCUUUCUUUUCCUUCGUUCUUUUCCUUCUUUUUUUUCCUUCCUUCUUUUCCUUCGUUCUUUUCUUUCUUUCUUUUCCUUCCGUCUUUUCCUUCCUUUUUUUUCUCGACUUAAUUUUCUUCUUUUUUCUUUCGUUCUUUUUUUUCUUUUUUUAA